Varroa destructor (honeybee mite) is the source of this 2441-nucleotide messenger RNA. RefSeq names its product vacuolar protein sorting-associated protein 33B-like. Lineage: Eukaryota; Metazoa; Arthropoda; Arachnida; Mesostigmata; Varroidae. Gene Ontology annotation, biological process: vesicle-mediated transport. The record is from RefSeq and is a predicted model, not a curated record.
CAAAUCCAUCAAAUCAAAUUUAGCGGCCAUCGCAGCGGCUCAACGCGCUCAAUUCCAUUAACCUGAACUCUUGCACGCGGGAAUCAAACAGCUGUUGGUGAACGAGAAACCAUCUUCCAUAGCUACAGUUCGUACAGUUCGUUCUCGCUGAAUUUGGUGCGACUCUUACCUUUCCCCUGCUGCCAUGUCGAUGCAAUGUUAUGGAACUGAACAACUUCGAACAAUAUGCUUUGUAUUUGUUUAGCUCCAUGCACACAACAUAUGCUGUUCUACGAGCAGUAGUAUGGCCCUCUGAGUUCACAGUUGCUCCGACUACUUCAGUGAAGUAUAUACAUGUAUAUAUAUAAAGCUCUACGUCAUUGAUCUGUGCCUUCAUUCAUGUUGUUUCGAAUGACGAUUUUAUUGACACCGCACGGCUGGGUUACUGUGCACCAAAUAGUUGAAACCGGUUAAACCUGGAAGAUGUUGUUAGGUGUGGACAUACGCGUAUACAUGCAUGCAGUACUGGUAAUAUAAAACUGUACAAAACACUUUAUCAGUGGAACAGAUGGGAAGUCAAUGCUAAGUAUUUUGCUAGCUACAUCAUCGUGCUAGCUAUUGGGCUAGUUAUUGGCUGUACACGGAUUUCAAAACAAAUCAUGACGGCAUCCUCAAUGUGCGACUAUAUUCAACAUUAUGCAGAAACUGCCUUGUUGAAGACUCUGGAAAGUAUUGUUGGUCCUAAGGAUCUUCUUAUAGAGACAUCUCUCAUCAAGUGUAUGGAUAGUAUCGCAAGCAUUACAAAGCUACAGGCUACCGGUGUGGCCAAGAUCUUUAAACUAGAAUCAGCGCUACCACCAAAUUCGUCUAGGAAGUGCGUAUUCAUUGUUAAAAGCAAACUUUCGUCAAUAAAACAGGUGUGCACAGUAUUAUCUAGUAAUGCCCACAAUCGUGAGUUCUACCUCCUAGCGCUCCCACGCUUGACAGCUGUUUGUUCUACCUUGAUUGAAGCAGAAGGCGUUUUUGGGCUAAUUAACCUUAUCUCACUUCCGGUUACGUUGAUUCUCGUGGACGAGGACGUCGCAUCACUUGAAGAAGACUCGUUCUUUAAAGACGUGUUCUUGCACAGUGAUUCAAGUCCACUGACUUCAGUAACCAUGUCACUUUGCCAGAUGGAGGAAUUCGCUAAAAUCCUCCAUGUUACUACAUUAGGGGAACAAAGCCACUCCGUUCGGCGGCAAUGGCGGACGUCACGAUGGAGCCAUGGACCAUCCUCUCAAAAGUUUGUCAUAGACCAGCUGAUCCUGUUUGACAGGGACAUUGAUUUAGCAUCUUUAAUGGCUACCCAAAUGACUUACACAGCCAUUCUUGACGAUCUUUUUGGCAUAGAAAAAGGGAAAUGUAUCAUUCCCAGGACGGUGACUCGAAAAGAGGAGCGGCAAGUGAAGCUGCGCGACCCCUGCGACACGUUUGCGGCAAUUAAAGACAAACACGUGUCGGCAGCGUUCGGCGUUCUCAGUAAUGAGAGCAAAAAGUUGAUUUCCAAGAGCGACGUUAGUACUCCCCAGUCUAUUUCGGCUAUGAAGCACUUUGUUAAUGUUGAAGUAAAAGCUAUAACAAAGCUUCGAAAUUCAUUGGCGCUCCAUAUAAGUGUCUGCGAAGAAAUCUCCCGAAAAAGAGGACAGGACUUCGACGUCGUUCGUGCCGUGGAGCAAAAUCUGUUGCAGGGGGUAGAAAUGAAGCAAUCAAUCGAGAUGAUCAAAGAAUCAAUUUGUAGUGGUAAAUCGUGGGAAGUCUGCCUUCGCCUACUGUGCCUGCUUUCUUUGGCUAAUGACGGAAUUCCUUUAGGACAGUUGAAACCGCUACGCACGGCUUUUCUGCAUCAGUUUGGGUUUCAUUACCUUGGCGUGCUGCAGGCACUAGAAAAGCUAGGGAUCCUGCAUGAGGCUGCGCCGGUUAUUAGCACAGCCCAAAGCAAAAGUGGUUCAAUGAUUAGUAAAAUGGCAUCCAGUGCAAGCUUACUUGGCCUAAAGGAGUCAGCUUUCAUCGUUCGUGCACGUCGCCUAGGCCUGUCGUCGUCGACGGCAUCGGGCGUUGGCGGAAAUGGAGGGCGUACGCAUAGCGCUGGCUUCGUUUUCAAUGACCUCUACGUCCCAUUGGUUGUCAAACUGGUAGAAGCUGCCUACCAAGGAACACUUGACAACUUUGCUAAAAUUAGCGGCGUUGGAUCGCUCUCAACGGAAGAAUUGAGUACUAAACGAUCUUUCGGGGGAACGCCAUCAUCGGGCGAUCUAACUGGUGCCGGAGCUCGACCACGAACAAUUCUCGUGUACUUUAUUGGUGGAGCAACCUUCGGUGAACUUGCGGCACUACGACUGGUGUCAAAACUCCACGGUUUUAAUAUACUUUUUGCAGCCACUAAUGUUUGUGGUGGAACGAGGUUCCUUAAUAAACUUCUCUAG